This is a messenger RNA of Paramecium tetraurelia, 804 nucleotides long. RefSeq lists its product as uncharacterized. The transcript is spliced from 4 exons. The record is from RefSeq and is a predicted model, not a curated record. Lineage: Eukaryota; Ciliophora; Oligohymenophorea; Peniculida; Parameciidae.
AUGAACAUUAAUAACUAGUUACUAAAGAUCGUACAGGAUAUUCAAUUAACAAUUAAGAGUGAUUUCGAUCUUAAACCCAACCUUGAUGAGUUGAUCACAAUAUUGAGAUAAUAAGUGACUAUUCUGAUUGAGUUGGUACAAUAAUAAAAGAGUGUUGAUUAUGAUUAAUUGGAGAAAGCAGUCCAGAAGGCUGAAGCUGAAAUUCGAAACCAUGUGAGAGUAAUAGUGCAAUUCCUACCAAUUUAGGUUGAAUAGUAAAUGAAGUUAUAUUCGGACAGUCUCUAAGAGAAGAUUGAUUAAUUGGAAAGGGAAAAACAGGAAUUGAUUGACAAGAAUAAGACCCUGAUUUAAAGUCAGGAACGAAAGAUCUCUUCACAAAAUGCUACCAGAGAAUCGAGUCCUAGUUUAUUCAAGAAGUCCUACAUCUUAGGCAAUUAGGUGUAUAAUAGAUAAUAGGGUACUUCACAAGACAACUGUACAUCAAUCAUAUAAAAUUGUGACAGUCAUUAGACCAGAGAAAAACGAAGCUCGGGCACUUAACAUUCAUACAUUAUGAUGAAAAAUAUUCGAGAUAAAGUCAAUAUGAAUGCUUCUUAGGAAAAGAUUAAUGAUAAAAGUUCCACAAUUCUCAAAUCUCAAAAUGGUUCCUCGCUCAUUAAAAUGUAUAACAUUUAGAAAUUAAUCAUCAAAAAUCAAUAAGAUAAAAAUUUAUAAUAAUUAAAAAAGUACUAUUCUUAUCCUAACCUUAGUUAAACUCUGAAUCAAAUUUUGGAUGACUCUCAAGCCACAAAGAAGAAACCUUGA